Molecule: messenger RNA, 952 nt
Organism: Panicum virgatum (switchgrass)
Lineage: Eukaryota; Viridiplantae; Streptophyta; Magnoliopsida; Poales; Poaceae
Exons: 1
Coding region: 281-604 (107 amino acids)
Source: RefSeq, a predicted model, not a curated record
UUCAAUUAUAAAACCCCAUCGCCAUUGUCCACGAGCAAGCAAGGUAUCUCGCUCUGUCCAUGGCUACCUUGCCAGGUGUUCGCUAAUCAACCACCAACGCCUCGAGAGCUCGUCGGGCACAUAGCCAUGGCGAACACCACCACGCAGGGAUAGAGAGGCCCAGGCCGCGCCACCUGUGCACGCAGAUCGACGCGUCAUCUGGCAGCGCGGCGGUGGCGCGCGGUCGUCGAUCAUAUCGUAGACAGAGCUCGGGAAAAAAAAAGGGCUGCGAUCGCGAUCGAUGCCGGUUCCCGUGGUGCUCCUCGCCGUGCCGGCCGUGGCCAGCGGGUUCGCGCACGCGUUCCACUUCGCGUUCCUGCUGUGGCCCUUCAACCUCGCGCUGCCGCUCGCGCGCCACCUGCCGCGGGCGUGCGCCGCGCUCCGGGAGGUCGCGUCCUUCUACGACGCCGAGCUGCGGCCCUACGCGAGCGGCGCGGCGAGGCUGCUGCCGGCAACGCCGCAGAGCCAGCAGCACGCCUCGCUCAGCGGCGUGCGGCAGGCGACGCCGCCGCACGGGGAUCUCGUCGCCAACGCCAUGAUUGCGCUCGUCGACAUCUCCUACUGACGCUAUGGGUGCCGGCUGCCACCGCGCACUGCCGGGCUACAUACCCAUUUGCGUCCUCUUGGGUCGGUUAGCUUUGCCAUUUUUCUGUUAAUCGUGUAAAUAGUCCUUUUCUUCCUACAUCCAUCAGCAGAGGUUUAGUCAUGUUAAUCACUUCUUCCUAACUCGUGCUUUGUUUCGGUCAUAUGAUAUAUAUAAAUAUCACACUUACAAGUUACAACCAUGUCCUCUUUCUUAGUUUACACAGUUACACAGCAUUUGCUUUGCUGUACGGUGCGAGUUGAUUUGAACUUUUAAGAUCAGUCUAGUUUAGCUCUCGAUAGUAAAAAAAAGUUGGUCCUGUUAGUUUUU